CCUCUGGUAUCUCUGUGUCCUUGUAAACAGUAAUUGAAAGAAACUGGAGACAGAUUAUUCACGGUAAACUCGUGAUCACGUCCCUUCCCUCAUUCGUCGAAAGGAGCUGAAACAUCUCAACAGCAGCUAAUAUUAGCUACAGUACACACGAAAUAAAAGUGCCAGUAAAUACACGGUAUUUUCUAGAUAUGAUUCAGUAAGAAGCAUGGUGGUAAACGCGAGCCGUCGGUCAAAGUCACUGUUUUUGGCUUGAACAUCUUUGCUAAAUAAAUGUGGCGAGCAAGAUAAUGAUGCGGAAUACAGGAGAAGAAAGGCGUAUCGCUACGUGGUGGAUGGGUGGUAUCGCCUCAGCUGGUGCUUGUUGCUUCACGCAGUGCCUUGACACAGUGAAGGUUCAAAUGCAAACCCAACAAGAAGUUCGCCGCACAAUGUUACAAACAACAAUGGACGUAAUUCGUUCAGAUGGCAUUCUUGCUCUAAAUAAUGGACUGUCAGCUGCUAUAAUGAGGCAACUUACUUAUUCCACCUUCCGCUUUGCCUUUUAUGAGGCUGUGAAGCAACACAUGGACCCUAAAGGAAAUAAUGUUCCUUUCCACCUUAAAAUAGGAAUAGCAGCAGUUGGUGGUACAAUAGGUGGUUUCAUUGGCACACCAGCAGAUGUAAUAAAUGUUCGUAUGCAGAAUGAUAUGAAACUUCCUCGAAACCAAAGGAGAAAUUAUCGACAUGUAUUUGACGGGCUGGCACGCAUAUACAAAGAAGAAGGCAUGCGUGGACUUUUCUCAGGAGCGACUAUGGCUACUGGUCGAUCGAUAUUGAUGACUGUGGGUCAACUAACUUUCUAUGACCAGUGCAAAGGCAUGCUAAUGUAUUAUUUAGAUCUCAAAGACAACAUUAGCACCCACUUCCUAGCAAGCAUUGUGGCGGGAGCGGUGGCUACUACACUAACUCAACCUAUUGAUGUGCUCAAAACACGUACUAUGAAUGCCCGACCAGGAGAAUUUAAGAGUAUGUGGCAUAUUAUUCUGCACACAGCUAAGUUGGGACCACAAGGCUUCUUCAAGGGCUACAUUCUCAGAUUUGUUCGUCUUGCCCCACACACAAUACUGACUUUUAUCUUUUUUGAGCAACUUCGUCUCAAUUUCGGCAGAAUUGUGCCUCCUGAUAGAUGAUAACAACUACAUUUAAUGAGGUUCUGCAAAAGGAUUGUAGUUGUAGACAUUUCUUCAUCUGGGAGAAGCCCUAGCACACUAAUGGUAUGAAGCAGCAUUUGUAGAGUAUUUCAUUUGCUUGUGUGACUGUGAUGACGUGAUUUAUAGUUUGGAUAAAUUACUAAACAAGGCUUGUGAAUUUAUCUAGUGUAUGAAAUUGAUGAUAAAUGUAGCAGUAAAAAUACUAUUAGUUUGAAGUAUAAUGUGUUUUAUUUGAUUAAAUUCAUUGCAGCAGUUCCUAAUGAGGGCCAUAUUUUGAUAUCCACACUUGCACUUUUGUAUGACUCACAUGGGAUUAACUGUUUGCAAUAGAGUUGUAUACUGAUUUCAAUAUGACUUAAGUAAAAUAAAAAUUUGAAGCAUC
Molecule: messenger RNA, 1572 nt
Organism: Schistocerca cancellata (South American locust)
Lineage: Eukaryota; Metazoa; Arthropoda; Insecta; Orthoptera; Acrididae
Product: mitochondrial dicarboxylate carrier-like
Exons: 9
Coding region: 288-1169 (293 amino acids)
Biological process (GO): succinate transmembrane transport; phosphate ion transmembrane transport; oxaloacetate transport
Molecular function (GO): antiporter activity; oxaloacetate transmembrane transporter activity; thiosulfate transmembrane transporter activity
Source: RefSeq, a predicted model, not a curated record